Molecule: messenger RNA, 2034 nt
Organism: Dryobates pubescens (Downy woodpecker)
Lineage: Eukaryota; Metazoa; Chordata; Aves; Piciformes; Picidae
Gene: ACCS
Product: 1-aminocyclopropane-1-carboxylate synthase homolog (inactive)
Exons: 14
Coding region: 4-2034 (676 amino acids)
Biological process (GO): biosynthetic process; amino acid metabolic process
Molecular function (GO): transaminase activity; pyridoxal phosphate binding
Source: RefSeq, a predicted model, not a curated record
AGCAUGGCCACCUCCUCGCGGCUGCAGAACGUGGUGCCCCGGCCCGGCUUCUCCGCCUUGCACCGGCUGAGGAGGAAGCGCAGAGGCCAGCGGGCGAAGGACCCUCUGGACGAGCUGCUGCUGAAGACGCUGAGCUCGCAGCGGGCGAUGGAGGAGCGGUUCCUGCAGCUGGAGGAGCGGCGCUUCCAGCGGGAGGCGGAGGCGGAGGAGCGCCGGCUGCAGCUGGAGCAGCGCCGCCUGGAGCUGGAGCGGGAGCACGAGUUCCGCAUGUUCGGCGUCUUCGCCCAGAUGCUCAGCAUCCUCAGGCACAGCCACGGCGGCGCCGCCUGCCCCCCGCCCCCCGCCCCGGCCGCCGUGCCUCGAGGCUUGGACUUCAACCUGCUGCUCGCCGAGGUGAUAGGGAUGGGAGGAGGAGGAGGAGACGACCUGCAAGGGGCGAGGGCUCGGCCGCUUAGCCAGAGGAGGGUGGACCUGCACGGCUUCUGCAGCCCCAGGGACUUCCAGAGGAGCCCCUACCUCUCUGCUCGGGGCAACCUUGCCAGCCUCUUCUGUGGCUCCACUGAGGAGGGCUACAAGGCCUACCACGCUGACAAGUACGAUGAAGACAAGAACCCCAACGGCAUAAUAAACUUCGGCACCAGCGAGAACAAGCUGUGCUUCGACCUGAUGUCCAAGCGGCUGACACAGACAGACAUGAACCUGAUGGAGCCUCCACUGCUUCAGUACCCUGACUGGAAGGGACACAUGUUUUUGCGGGAGGAGGUGGCUCGGUUCCUGACCUACUACUGCAAGGCCCCCACGCCGCUCAAGGCAGAGAAUGUGAUUGUUUUAAAUGGUUGUGGCUCUUUGUUCUCUGCCCUGGCCACGGUCCUCUGUGAUCCAGGGGAAGCUGUUCUGAUUGCCACUCCCUUUUACAGUGGCAUAACCCAGAGUGUCUUCCUCUAUGGUAAUGUCAAGCUGGUCUAUGCCUACCUGGACAGCAAGGUCACUGGAAGCAGCACUCGUCCCUUCCAGCUCACCGUGGACAAACUGGAGGCAGCCCUGCAGGAUGCCCAGGCAGAGGGUGUCUGUGUAAGGGCCUUAAUCCUUCUGAACCCCCAGAACCCCCUUGGGGACAUCUACUCCCUGUCAGAGCUCCGGGACUACCUGGAGUUUGCUAAAAGGCAUGAAUUGCAUGUGAUAGUAGAUGAGAUCUACAUGCUGUCAGUCUUUGAUGACUCAGCCACCUUUCACAGUGUCCUAGGCAUGGACAGAUUGCCCGACCCGCAGCGGACCCACGUCAUGUGGGGCAUCACCAAGGACUUUGCUGUCUCUGGAAUUCGUUUUGGUACUUUAUACACAGAGAACCAAGAUGUGGCCAACGCUGUGGCUUCCCUCUGUUAUUUCCAUGGGGUUUGUGGACCUGUCCAGCAUAAGGUGGCACAGCUGCUUCGAGACAGAGAGUGGAUCAACCAGGUGUACCUGAGGGCCAACCGUGCCCGGCUGAAGGCUGCCCACAGCUACGUGACGGAGGAGCUGCGGGCCCUGGGGGUUCCCUUCCUGGACCGCAGCGCAGGCUUCUUCGUCUGGAUCGACUUCCGCAAGUACCUGAGGAGAGGCACAUUUGAGGAGGAGUUGCUGCUCUGGAGGCGUUUCCUGGACAACAAGGUUCUCCUGUCCUGCGGCAAAGCCUUCGAGUGCGGCGAGCCGGGCUGGUUCCGCAUCAUCUUUGCUGACCAAACCCACCGGCUGCAGCUGGGCAUGCAGCGGAUCCGCAGGGUGCUGGAGGAGCGGGAGCGGGAGCUGCUGGCCCAGGAGGAGCGGCGGCAGCAGCCUCGCCAGUCGGAGCAGGAGGGCAGAGCGGACAGCACGGAGGAGGUGGCGGUGGUGUCCGGGCAGCAGGAGCGCGGCGGCGCCGGCCUGGGGGAGCUGAUCGGCCUCCUGCAGCAGCAGCUGCGCUCCUCCGACUGGCUGCGGAAGGGCUCCGCCGAGCGCUUCGCCCGGGAGGCGCCGGAGACCUGCGAGGUGUUCAGCAAGCUGCUGGGGAAGCAGUGA